GUUGAUGUAGCUGCUUUCGAAUUUCUUGCCCCCGAACUGAAGAAAACAAAAGCAAACUUCGUUUGAGGAACAAAGUGUUUUCACCGGCAGUUAGACCAGUUAUAUAUACUGAAUUUCGACGUGAAAUUCAAUCAAAUGUCAAUUCCAAUGAUAUUUACAAUUUAUGUUAUCAAACCUGACAAACAGAACCGUCCACGGCGAAUAUUGUCUAUCCUUGCUUGACCUAAUACCUGCUGUUAGCUCGUUUGUGUAUUCAUAAAUAUAACUGACAACCAAAGUGCCAUAAAUUUCUAGUCUGCUACCUCUGGUUGCUCAAGCACACAAUAAUUCUCGGGCAAGAAGAAGAAAAAUCGAUAAAGUCUUUAUUAUAUCAUAGUUUCUGGCUGCAAUUAUUGUCACCAGUAAAAUAAACAGGUCAAUAUAUUGUCUCUUGGCACUUUUGGCCGUAAAAAAAUCAGUACCAGAUUACAUUUCCCCCAAAUCCAAGCCGCCAUUUUUUUUGGACUAAAUCCCCGUUUAUUUUAAAAUUAGAAUAUCUCUGAAUAGGUGUUUUGCCGAUGUUUGGCAUGGAAUUUAAAACACAAAGUUAUCCUGCUUUCAAUAGCUUUCUUUAAAAAUUACUUCACGAGGUAAAAGGGGUUUAAAGUCCAUAACUACCUGUCAUUUUCUAUCACAUACAAAGUUAAUUAGCGCCUAGCAAAGCGCAGUGAAUAUUAUAUAACCAGGCCAGCAACCGUGGGGUUCUAGAAUUACCAACGGCAACGGUACAAACCGAACGACGUAGCGACUGGGCCGGGUGUGUGUGUGUGUAGGGGGUGUAGAGCUGCUGUGAAACUCGGGGAAAAAUCAGGUAAAUUUUGAAAUUUGUAAAAUAAAAUAUCAAUGACUGAAAUAUCUGUCGGGCACGACUUCCUUUAGGGGCGCUGUUUAUAUGGUCUCAGGUACAAGGACCCUACCCCCCGAGACAACUUUACCGUGCGUUUAUAUGAUAAAUUUCAAAAAGGCAUAAGGCGGGGGGGGGGGGGAGGAAUACUCGAAAUACUUCGUUUUUUGUUCGUUCAUGUUGUUUUUAAUAAAAAGUUUCGAUUGAGCAUGCAUAGGUCUAAGACGUUGCCCCUGGAGCCCGAAGCAAAUCGACGCAAUCCGUUUACAUGGGCAAAAGUUGUCCCUCCUACUAGGGUAACCCUGUUUUGUAAACAGGAUGUCCCUACUGUCAGGGCGACCCUACCAGCCGAGACGAGUUGAAAACUUUUCAUAUAAACGCUUGCGUUUAAAUGUUAUAUAAUGAAUAUAAUUUUGCCUCUCCCAGCGUAGCUCGUGGGGUAGGGUGUCCUUAGUACCCGAGACCAUGGAAACAGCACCUUGGUCGCGCAAACCAAACUCACCCCCCCCCCCUUCAGUCGUAAUAUCCAAGUUACGACGAUGGGGGGGGGGCGAAUAGGCGUAUACAAAUCCGCCGAUCCGCCCGAAUUUGAAGCAAAAUCCGCGAUCCGACAAUGGUCUUGUCUACUAUGAAGUCACAAUCCGGGAUCCGAACUAAAUUGCAAGCUAAAACCACAAUCCGAGCCAAAAUAUGAGAUAAAUCCGCAAUCCGCUGUAUUAAUAAGAUAUAUAUUCGCCAGAUCCGAAAUCCGACCCAUUUUUUUGUGAAAUCCGACGAUCCGAAAACCUAUUCACAAGAAGAUGUUGGCAAGCAGACCAUACUCUGAGCAGAUGUACGCAGGCGUACCUAUUUUAAUCGUUCCGCCCUGAAUAAAUUACCGUAAUUAUGCAGCAAGCAAAAAUAGUCAAUAUCGUCAAUCCUGUAUGUUCUUCUGUUGACAAAAUCACAGUUUACAGACAAUUAAAUAAAAAUAUCUUGACAAACGAAAGGCAGAAAUAUCGCUCUCUUAAGAUCAAGCUGCUUCCAAUAUUUUCUUGAAAAUUAGCUGUAAAAGAAGUAUGGUAUAUUGCAGAUGCUCUGUUGCAGAUGUAAAUAAUGAAUGCAAAUUCUCGGAAAUGAGAUGCGUUUCCUUGGAAAAACCGACAAGACAUCUUCCGGUUUCUGUUUGAAUCGUUGCAAUUAUACUUUAAUAAAAUAUGAAUGUAUUUUAUGGGAGGAGACAUGCUUGCUUUGUUCUGAUUUUACUUUAUUAUAAAAUUUGAUGAUGCUGUUUGCAAAAGCACGGAAAUGCUUCAAAGUCUUUGCUGGUCUGAUAUUUGCUCUUUCAAAUUGGCAAUUAAUAGUCGCGAGCGAAGGUAUGUCCUUUAAUACACAAUUAUUUAUUUUACGAGUUACGCUCUCGGCCUCUCACUGCAUGCUGAAAUGAUAGUGCGUACAUUUCAAUAGACUUCAAGUGAGUGGUGUAGAAAUUUGCUUGUGAUGGGCUGAGUUUUUGGAUUGAAUCCAUUCAAAACACUUUAUAUGGUAUAGUACUGUAAUAGCGACUGGGAUCAAAUGAUCAUUGACUUCCUGAUCGACUACAUAACAACUUGCAAAUAAUUAACAAUUAUUCGCCGAAGGCGAGGUGAUUAUCGGUGAAUAAAAACCGAGACGAAGUCGAGGUUUUUAUUCACGAUAAUCACCGAGCCUGAGGUGAAUAAUUGUUUUAGUAUAAUUUCAUAGGUGAUUAUUUGGAAAAAAAUAAGAAAAUACACAUUUCUUCGUCAUUUAAUUGACAAAAAGGCUUCGGCCGCCAUUUUGAAAAUCGCUUAGGUGAUUAUCGCGUAAUAAUCACCUCAACGGCAACCAAUCAGCGUGGAGAAUUUUCAAUAAUCACCUAUGUAAUUAUACUAAUAUUAUUUAACCCAUUUAGCUGCAAUGCUCCCCAAUUAAUAAUGCAUCCUACUUUAUUAUUUUACAAUUUACACAAUGGGUAUUAAGAUAUUUUUGUUCAAUAACUUUUCACUCUGAAAAAACUAUAUUUGACCCAUUAAGUUGCAUUGCAUCCUAAUAUUCCCUACUUUAUUAUUUUACUUUGGCUAUAAUGCCAGAUUAAAGGACAGAGUGCGGGUACAAUGGGUUAAACCGUAUUGUCAAUAUAGUUCCGGUCGACGUAGGUAUAUGACAUUGCAUGGGCUUUUCUAAGUUUAACCCAUUCAGUUACAGUGUGCCCCAAUGUGCCCUAUUACUUUACUCUGUCGUACAGUUUUACUCAUCAAGGGGAGCAGCCGUUCCGCACGUUGUAACCAAUAACCUAUUGGCGUUGUAAUGCCAUUGUAUGCAAUAAAGUAUUUGGUUGUAAUGGGUCUACGAUUAAUCCAAACGUUAAUUCUAAUCCAAACCCUAAUCCUACCCCUAACCCCCACUCCCUAACCCCACACCCUAACCCUAAAGCCGGUGGCCCGCUACUCCUCUGGGAAAAGUCAGACAUGUAUCCAUUCAGUAGUUAGGCCGGAUUUAGGGGCCGAUUACAUGGAGCAUUUUCAACCCCGAGGUUGAACUCAGCCCUGUUAACCGGGUUGAAAUUUUUGCGAUUACAUGGACGAUUUCAACCCCCGGGGUUGAAACGUUAUACUAUAUGUUCUUGGCAUUGAUUUGCGGAAGUAAAAAAGCCUUUAUUUUGUUUUCUUGUAAUAAAUACCCACUACCACACAUGCUGGAGUAACUCAUGAUAAUUUCAGCCCUGGGUGGAAACGAUUACAUGACAAUAGUCUAGUCUAAGGUGAAGCAGGGUUGUAAUGUUUGUCAUGUAAUCGCGCAUUUAAUUUUGAUAGAAUUUUGUACCGGGACGCCGGAACGAUCAUAAGGCAAAGUGGGGCGGACGCACACCAAGGGCACCUCUAUAGAGCAAAACUUCAAAAUUUCAAUUUUGAGUGACCUCCCCCCCCCCAAAAAAAAUAAAUUUUUCCGGACAUACCAUAAGUCAAAUAUCAACUAUAAAUUGCCUGAAUCUCAGGAUUUUCCUACAAAAACCAUCGUUGGAAAUGUGAUUUAUCACAUUGUAUUUUACAACUAAAAGGGCACUUCUGCCCCCCCCUCCCCCCUAGCAAAAGGCAAGGGGGCAGUCGCCGCCUCUGCCCCCCCAGUUCCAGCGUCCCUGGUUUUGUAUUACAGACAGGGCUGAAAUUUCAACCCGGCCGGUAAACUGAGGGCUUAGUUCAACCCCGGGGUUGAAAAUGCUCCAUGUAAUUAGCCCCUUAGUGUAAUUAAUAAAACUAGUCUCCUUCUAUACAUGAUAUGCUGUUUAAUAUAUGUUGCCAAAUUAGAUUCAAAAGCAGAAUGAGAUACUAAUGGUAUCAUAUAUAGCAUAAAUAUUAGAAACUAGUCAUAUAUAUAAUUAGCAGUGGAUGAUAAAUACCAAUUAUUGAACUUUUUUAGAGCUGCCUCGGCCAAUUGAAAGACAUUUAUUUUCAUGAUGCCCCCACCUUUGAAUGGUGAACUUUUUUGUAUUGUUUUAUAUUUAACAUUACAAUUAAAUUUUAGUUAUAGGAAUAAGUUUUAAAGGUCUUGAUCCAUAUAAUUAUAUAAGACAAUGCUAAUACUAUUUAAGAUGUAUUUGAGUUGAACGUUAUUAACUGUUUUAUAUUAUUCUAUUUAUAUAAAAUAUAACAUUAAUUAUAUAUUGUAACGUUUAUUUUAUAAUGUUUUCAACAUUAAAAAAUUGGGGUUGCCUCUUGUCAUAUAUUUUUCAGUUUCAGAGGCUGCCUUCCAAUUGAAGCCAUCCUCCUUUUCUCACCCACCGCCUCCCCUCCCAUUAUUACUGACCGGUCCCUAAUGUGUAUGUAAUGUUGUUGAAGAUUUGCUGAACAUUUGUAUAGUUAUUGCUUUAAUUCAGUAUUCUUCUAUUGGAUUCAAAUUGACUAUUUCAAACAGGAAAGUAACAUAAAAUUUAUUGACAUAUUUUAAUGCUUUAAAUUUACUUUAUUGUUUUUAAUUCUUUCUCAUUAUAACCAUGAUAGCUACCUUUAAUUGGCAAAUAUAGCAGGUUUCCAGAUGAGAAAUUUGAUCAUGAAUUAUAGACAAGAACUGUCAUGCCCGGUCAUUUCCCUCAGAUUAAUUCCCUAAUACUAUUAACCCUGAACACAAUUUGGGUGCAUGUGAGCCCUGGUGGACAACUUGAGUAGGAUACUGGUUUUUAUAGCCAGAAGGGUAUCCAGGUUUUGUGGGACGCCCUACAAUUAACAAAAAAUACACACCUUUUGGGGCGGAAUUAGGAAAAUAUAUUCUCAACGAUUUUCCCCAAAAUUCUCGAAUCGGCUUUUAAGUACACUAUGUAGAUGCUGACAAGUACUGUAAAAUGUAAUACGUACUGCCUAAGUCUAAGAGCCCAAAAUUCUUAGGUUUUCCAGAGAGGGCGCCCAAAUUUUGGGCAGAAGAAAAAUAUAUUCUCAACGAUUUCCCCCAAAAUUCUCAAAUCAGCUUUUAAGUACGCUAUGUAGAUGCUGGCAAGUUAACAGUGUAAAAUGUAAUACGUAAUGCAUAAGUUUAAGAGCCCAAAGGUUUUCCAGAGGGGGCAUGCCCCCCAGAAGAUUUUGAAGAUUACAAUUAAGCUCGGAGGAAAUUUCAUGCAUUUCCAGCUAUUUCCCACAAUAAUAUUAUUUUGUUUAACAUGUGUAUUAAUUGCCUGUCAAUGAUAUAUAUUUCUGUAAAGUGUCGAAGCACGAUACGCCCAAAACAUUUUCAAAAGUCAAAACUAACAUGUUUCACCUUUCCAAAUUACUAAUAAAUUUUGGUUAAGCCAUUAUAGCAAUGUCACAUGGAAAAGAAAUACAUUAAUUUCCAGUGCCAGCAAAAUGUCUGCCAGCACCAGCAGCGCAGCUGUCAGGAAAUGUUUGACAAAAUAUCUUUGCAGCCAUUGCAGGAAAUUAUCUUAUAUUAUGCAGGAAUUUUUUGUCAUCUUAUACACUAGUUGACUCAAUGCCGUAUAAUUUACUAAUUGUUUACAAAAGCGUUUUCCAGGUCGCAAUUGUCUUGUGCUGUGACUGAAGUUUAUCAGAAUGUGUGGUAUCAUAGAUUCUCUGAAAUCUACCCAUGCAGUAGGAAGUUUUAUAUUUGACUUUCCCAGGAAAUUUUUAUUUUUGGAUUUUGCUGCCAGAAAGAGGAAUAAAUUAUCUACAGUAGGUCUGUAUAUUUCAACUUUGCAUGCAACUCUAGUAUAGCCAGCUGAGCAUGCAACUGUAUUGUACCAAUUUCCCAAACUAAGUAACUGGUCAUUAAUAAUGGGGCAGUGGGCGAGAAGAGGGGGUGGCUGAAACUAUUUUUGCCUGAAUUGGGGACUGGCCUCAAACUGAAAAAUAUGUAACAAGGGGUGAUCCCAAUUUUUUAAUGUUGAAAACACAUUAUAAAACAAAAAAGUUACUAUUUAAUAAUUAUGUUAUAUUUUAUAUAGUAGAUAUCAAUAUGAAACAGUUCGAUUCAAGUACAUCUUAAAUAGUAUUAUGGAAGAACUUUAAACUUUCUUAUUCUUAACUAAAAUAAUUUUAAUGUUAAAUAUAAAACAAUGCAAAAAAGUUCACCAUUCAAAGGACACCUUUUGGUGUAAUUUUAUAGUAACUGAUUUAUUAAAAAUAGAACCUUUCAGUAACAAAUUAAAUGUUGGAGGGGGGGAUCCUAAGUUUUCUAGAUGAAGGUGGGGGCGUCUUGACAAUAAAGGUCUUUCGAUUGGGGCGGCUCUAAAAAGUUUAAUAUUUGAUAUUUAUCACCCUAAAUUUAUGGGGCCUGAAGACUCAAGCCCCCCCUUCCCCGCCCCCCAGCUUUCGCCGUUACCACCUGAGGUACAUCAUGUGGCGAUUAGUGAUAUGGACAUUUGUGCAAUAAAUUAUAAAACACACACAAACUUAUUUUGGAGCUAUUUUAAAAACGCAUACAAAUUUAAGUUCUGUUUUUAUGCAAAUUAAAAUACAUUAACAUUCAUUCUAGCAAACGAUACAACAAACACAGGCUACAAAGCAUUUUCUAAUGAGCUAGUAAUUUAUACAGUAGGAGGCUACAUCUAUAAAUUUAAGUCAGUCGUUUGUAAAGUUUCGUCAAUAGCUCCAUUCCGGGCAGAUCCAUUACUUGGUUGUACGCCCUGCAGCGGUGUGCCUAUCUGCGGCCGCCUGUGCUCUGGCAGGAAAUGAACCUUU
Messenger RNA from Paramuricea clavata, 7047 nucleotides. Lineage: Eukaryota; Metazoa; Cnidaria; Anthozoa; Malacalcyonacea; Plexauridae. The record is from the annotation of a GenBank genome assembly.